UCUAUAGGCGUGCGGUUUUGUGCAGCCGAUUUUUACUGACUAUACGUUUUACGACACAAUCGGUGACGUCACGUGAUUGUUCCAUAGAUACUUAGUGUUUUAGCGCAUAAACCGGGAAACAGGAAUAAAAUUGUGAAUAAUUUACGAAUCUUGUGAAAAUGCCAAUUGGAAAAAGUAUUCUGAUGACCCCGGACCCAUAUCACACACCAGGAUAUGGUGGUUUUUGUCCACAAUUUAAAUACCAAAUUGGUGAAACCUUUGGUAGAACUACUUGUAACUUAUUGAGAAACCCCGGGGUGGCCAGUUCGGGUAAAUUAGUGCUAGCGGAUAUAACCCCUAAACCAGAAUCCGACUCCAGAACCAAGUUAUUACAGAAACGAACCCAGAGCUGGGGCGACCAAAAAUUGGUGGAAAAUAUGGUGCCGGGAUAUACGGGUUUUAUACCGAAAGGUCAACAUUAUUUUGGGAAGCGGUAUGCAUUAAACAGUAGAAACGCCAUUAUUGAUUUUGAAAUGGAUCAGCAAGCUCACCAACAUAAGAUGAACGAACUGAAACUUGCAAAAGCUAUCCAGUCCGGAAGUCCAGUAGCUCCAGGAUUCUCACAGAAACUUCCGGAAAUAAGCAGCCGAUAUCUGACCCCCUUACAGCCCAUUGCCAGAGAACCCAAACCUUACGUCUCCAAACACGCGAUUUCUCAGCCCCUGUCACCUUAUUACCUGGAUAAUAACGACACCAGGAAAAAUUUCAUGUCAGGUUACACCGGAUUUGUUCCCAGAAGUCGUGGUCAGCUAGGAAUGGGUUAUCCAAUCAUAACACACCUAGCUCUCAACGAAUUCACAGACGACCUCCGAUCUCAGUCAGUACAGGCCUCAAAGAGCGUUAAUAUUCAUAGAUCCGCCACUCAAAUGGUCGAUGGUAAACCUAUUUACCCAGUGGAAACUGGUCUUGUUCCGCAUUAUACAGGUCACAUUCCAGGUCAAAAGUUCCGAUAUGGCAAAACUUUUGGACACAGUACGGAGAAUGCACUCAAGCAAAAACUAGCCAGCUAAAUAAUCUUAUUCCGGAAUACAACACAACGCAAUCAUAUUUCAAAAAUGGCAUAUAAUCGUACAAAUCAUAUAUUUUUACAAAACUUUAAUAAAGAAUUACCAGUCAUUUACGCUACCGAGAUGAAUUUAUUGAACAUUUAUUUACUAAACUUAUUUGAUUUAAGAACUAGUAUUAUGAAAACAGUAUUAAAUUCGCUGCUUUUAGAAUUUAUCAUUAAAUAUUU
Saccostrea cuccullata (small rock oyster) is the source of this 1273-nucleotide messenger RNA. RefSeq names its product ciliary microtubule inner protein 2B-like. NCBI's taxonomy places the organism in Eukaryota, Metazoa, Mollusca, Bivalvia, Ostreida, Ostreidae. The transcript has 6 exons. The record is from RefSeq and is a predicted model, not a curated record. The coding region runs from base 159 to 1049 and encodes 296 amino acids.